ACACUUUUGCCGUAUAUUCGGCGUUUGAAGUUUAUCCACGCUUACUGUUUGGAUUUAUACCACUGAUUUGUAUAAUAAACCUUUGCAGUUUCAAUGGGUAUGGGAAAGGGGACCAAACGCCAACAAAACGGUGUUCAGUUCAAAUUAGGUUUGAAAGUGGAAGAACAAAUGCAACGAGACCAACUUUUUCUCUGGAAAUCACCUUUACUUACACUGUAUUAUUUCGUCUUGGAGUGUAUAUUCAGAUUUGCUCAGCUGCGCUUUACUGUUUUGCAAAACAAAACUAGAUGUGUUUUUGUUGUCAGCAUAAUUUUAUUACUGUUUUUUUUGGACUACUUCGAAGGUCCUCAUUCUCAUACUUUUGGCCGCAUGAAAUCUACUUUCUUAUGGUGGUCUUGGUGGGUUUGGCUUGGAUUUCUAUCAUCAUGUGGAUUUGGUACCGGUCUACACACUUUUGUUUUGUAUCUAGGUCCGUUUAUAGCUGAAGUCACGAUGAGCGCAUAUGAAUGUAAAACACUUGAUUUUCCUCGUCCACCUUACCCGGAUAGAAUUGUAUGUCCGGAUAAUACAAAUCCAUUUGAGAAAAUUACGUUUUGGAAAAUUAUGCGGAAAGUGCAAAUGGAGUCAAUCAUGUGGGGUUUAGGGACUGCGCUUGGCGAAUUGCCUCCUUAUUUCAUGGCUCGAGGUGCCAAGCUUUCCGGGGAAUACAGUGAUGAAUUAUUGGAUUUACAUGAAUCCAUCUCGUCGAAUCAAAAUUCUGCUAAUCUUCCAGACCAAACAGUUACUUUUCAAAAGAAAGCUGAACGCUUUUUGCAUCAUCUAAUCAUGAAAGCUGGAUUUAUUGGAAUUUUACUUUGUGCUUCUAUCCCCAACCCAUUGUUCGAUUUGGCUGGAGUAACAUGUGGACACUUUUUGGUGCCAUUUUGGUCUUUCUUUGGAGCAACUUUUAUUGGCAAAGCCUUGAUCAAGGUUCAUUUACAACAGCUAACUGUGAUCGCUUUAAGUUCUGAGCACCACGUAGAAACAUUAGUUGAAUUAAUCGGUCGUAUUCCAGUAUAUGGUAAACAGUUACAAUCUCCAUUUCUUGAAUAUUUACACCAACAAAAAGCUAGUCUACACAAUAAAGAAUUUAAUGGACAACAAAGUUGGCUUCAGUUUGUGUUAUUUGUCCUCAUAACUGGACUUAUACUUUCAUUUCUCGUAUCCAUUAUUCAUGCGCUUGCGGGAGGUUAUCAUCGUAGAUUAUGCGAGUGGCGGCGGCUUGCAGAAGGAGAAGUACAUAGUAAAGAUGAAUAAUUUUCAAUAUUGAAAUUGUUAAAGAAUGUUGAUAGUGGCUGGUCCAAUCUUCCGUACCUGUCCUCUACAAUCCAGGGAUUCAGGUGUCUUGGUCAGAAAAGUGUGCUUCAAUUUCAUAUUUAUGAAAAAAAUGUGCUGGGAUCAACUUCCUAACGGUAUAUGAUUCUGCUAAUAGUUUAUUGUAGGAGUUUAUUCAAAUACAAUCCCUGUGUCCAUAGAAUAUGAGUUAUGUGCUUUUUCAGCGAGAAUUCAGGAAAUCAAUAGAACUUUUUUCUGGAUAGAAUCUUAUGAAUGAUAAAAUGUUUGUUCACAGUAUUAACUGGUUACAUAAGCAUCAGUCCAUUGAAAUCUGAGCAGGAAAAAAUAAGCAUGUUCAAGUAAAAUCAGAUAAUGUUAUUGCUCGGUCUGAGUCACUGUUUGUAGAUUUGUAGUGGCAUUGGGCCCUAACCACAAAGUCCACAAAGCUGAACGCAAGAUAACUGGGAAAACAGAUAUUCAAUAUUUAACGGGGAGAAAAUUCCAACGAUGAGGAAGGCAGAAAGAAUUAUUUCAGUUAAUUAGAAUUGAUCAAAUGGUGUGGUCAGGCCUUGCAGGCGUGUACCCUGUCGAAUGUUACCUUAUAUCGUUUAUUCCUACUAAAUAUAUUGUUCUAUCUCUAGC
Molecule: messenger RNA, 1956 nt
Organism: Schistosoma margrebowiei
Lineage: Eukaryota; Metazoa; Platyhelminthes; Trematoda; Strigeidida; Schistosomatidae
Source: the annotation of a GenBank genome assembly